AUGCGGCCCGUCACUCUAUUCAAAAGCCUUGUAGGCUUUCUCGCCUUUGGACAAUGCCACGCUGAUGUCACAUGGACCACCAUAGGCUGCGGGGCAAAUGCCCAGGUAGACGGCAAAAACAUUACUCAUAUGUGGAACAAUGCGGUAGCCUUGUCCUCUAAUGCUCAGUCUAAGCUUGACAAUCUUCUCAACGCGAUAACCAUCAUAUCAAGAGAAGGGUCAACUGCACGGAUUGCAAGUCACGUAAGAAACAUGUUUGCCAUCCAAUACCGGUUUGAUCGCUUUGGCGCUAUUCCGAGCGGAUCUAGAGGAGACGUUCGAACAAUCAGGGAUAAUUAUAAGCUUGUCGAUGAGCAGAUGAAAGGGAACAAUGGUUACAUCAUCUGUUCGGACGCAGACUUCAAGUAUACAGAUGAUGAACCAGUAUCUUCCGGUGCAUGGUAUGUUCUUCAACCGGGUACCGAAACUCGCAUUUAUCUAUCAAUUACCAUAGGUCUAGAGAACGGUGCGAACAACAAGCCAUGUUCAGACCCAAGCUUUUUGGGUAGAACCUUUAAGGGACAACAGAUUCUACCCGGCGGGACCUUACGGGAACAUCAGGCGAUCUUGUUUUGUGACAACAAUCACAGGGGCCGCAAAAAGGGUACUUUAGAACCUAACUUCGUUGCAGCUGGAGCCAACCCAAACCCCAACGAGUACGGUUCCGCUGCUGGUACUAUCUUACAUGAAAUGUUUCAUGUCGUUGGUCAUCGAUUUGGCGACAAGCCUAUACCCAACUCGCCCGAGACUGAAAACGUAGCUUACAUGUACAACCCCUGCUACUGGCUUGCCAUGGAAAAUCCUGUUGCCGCAAUUGAAAAUCCUGAUAACUAUCGUAUAUUAGCUGAGAUGCUUAUGUCACCUUCAACUUCGUGGUCACCUCCUGAUAAGCGGUAG
Fusarium sp. VM40 is the source of this 936-nucleotide messenger RNA. NCBI's taxonomy places the organism in Eukaryota, Fungi, Ascomycota, Sordariomycetes, Hypocreales, Nectriaceae. The record is from the annotation of a GenBank genome assembly.